AUCCGAACUCAUUUCCAAAACCGAAGGAGAGGCAACCAAGAAGGGGUGAUCCAAAACCCCACACCCUCUCUCUCUCUGUCUCUCCUCCUUCCCUCCAAACAACACCACCAACGCUCUCUCUUCGCAUUCUCACUCUUCAACUCCCGCCAUGGCCUCCGUCGCUUUCAGCGGCGCCGCCGCUGCAGCCACUGCCGCCACCACGUCUCGGCGUCUUCCCGCCUCCGCUAAACUAUCUCUCUCUCCCUCCUCCUCCUCCUCUCUCAAACUCCUCGGCUCCACUCCGAUCGUUUCCCGCCUCUUCCUCAACCCCAAACGCUGCUCGGCAGCUCCGCUGCCUAGCCGAGCGUUCAGCUCAGCCGCCGCCGCUACCAAGUGCCUCGCUUCCGACCCGGAGCAACUGAAGCUCGCCAGAGAAGACAUCAGGGAGCUUCUCAAGACCACUUUCAGCCACCCAAUUCUGGUUCGGUUGGGAUGGCACGAUGCUGGUACUUACAACAAGAACAUUGAGGAGUGGCCAAGAAGAGGUGGAGCGAAUGGGAGCUUGAGGUUUGAGAUUGAGCUUAAACACGCAGCCAAUGCUGGUCUUGUCAAUGCAUUGAAGCUCAUUCAGCCUUUAAAAGACAAGUACUCUAGUGUAACAUACGCAGACUUGUUCCAGUUGGCCAGUGCUACUGCUGUUGAGGAGGCUGGGGGACCAAAGAUUCCUAUGAAGUAUGGGAGAGUCGAUGUUUCGGCACCUGAGCAGUGCCCAGAGGAAGGGAGGCUUCCUGCUGCUGGCCCUCCUUCACCUGCUGAUCAUCUGCGUGAGGUUUUCUACAGAAUGGGGUUAAAUGACAAGGAAAUAGUUGCAUUAUCUGGGGCACACACUCUGGGGAGAUCCAGACCUGAUCGCAGUGGUUGGGGCAAGCCAGAGACAAAGUACACGAAAGAUGGGCCAGGGACACCAGGAGGACAGUCUUGGACAGCACAAUGGUUGAAGUUUGAUAAUUCCUACUUCAAGGAUAUCAAGGAAAAGAGGGAUGAAGAUCUUCUGGUGUUGCCAACUGAUGGCGUUCUUUUCGAAGAUCCAGCAUUCAAGGUAUAUGCUGAGAAAUAUGCUGAAGACCAAGAAGCGUUCUUUAAGGAUUAUGCUGAAGCUCAUGCUAAACUCAGUAACCUGGGAGCCAAAUUUGAUCCUCCAGAGGGUAUUGUGAUCGAUGAUGUUCCUUCACAGCCAGUACCAGAAAAGUUUGUGGCAGCCAAAUAUUCGUCUGGCAAGGAUUAAAAAGCGAGUAUCAUGUUUUCUAGUGCCGUCUCUUUUAAUAAUACAAGAUGAAGCUAUUUUCAAUACUCACAUAUAAUAGUUGGAAGUCUUAAAUGAAGGAGAAAGGAAUAAAUUCAAUAGUAUUACCUAUGUGAAUUGCAGAGAGAGCUGUCAGAGAAUAUGAAGCAGAAGAUUCGGGCAGAAUAUCAAGCUGUUGGUGGAAGCCCAGAUAAGCCUCUUCAGUCUAACUAUUUUCUGAACAUUAUAAUCGUGAUUGGGGUUUUGGCACUUUUGUCAUCAUUGGUUGUAAACUGAGUUUUGGGUUUCUGGUGUUGUUUCUUUUUCUUUUUUAAUGAAUGAGAGUCGCAUUGGUUGCCUAUGUGUGGGGUUUAUCUAACAAUAUCAAACAAUAUUGUCCAUAUAUGUAAGGCUGUGUUUACCUCAA
Molecule: messenger RNA, 1688 nt
Organism: Prunus avium (sweet cherry)
Lineage: Eukaryota; Viridiplantae; Streptophyta; Magnoliopsida; Rosales; Rosaceae
Gene: TAPX
Product: thylakoidal ascorbate peroxidase
Biological process (GO): cellular response to oxidative stress; response to reactive oxygen species; hydrogen peroxide catabolic process
Molecular function (GO): heme binding; peroxidase activity
Source: RefSeq, a predicted model, not a curated record